UCCCCAAACGACGAGAGGCGGCGAAAUCCCUCUUCCAGGCAGUCGAAUAGGAGAUGGCGAGGACGAAGCAGACGGCUCGCAAGUCGACGGGCGGCAAGACGCCCCAUAAGAAGCUGGCGACGAAGGCGUCCAGGAAGACGGCGCCGGCGACGGGGGGGGUGAAGAAGCCGCACCGGUUCCGCCCAGGGACGGUGGCUCUGCGGGAGAUCCGCAAGUAUCAGAAGAACACGGAGCUGCUCAUCCGGAAGCUACCGUUCCAGCGGCUGGUGCGUGAGAUCGCGAUGGCCUUCAAGACGGACCUUCGGUUCCAGAUGUCGGCGGUGUCGGCGCUGCAGGAGGCGGCCGAGGCGUACCUGGUGGGCCUCUUCGAGGACACCAACCUCUGCGCCAUCCACGCCAAGCGGGUCACCAUCAUGCCCAAGGACAUCCAGCUCGCACGCCGCAUCAGGGGCGAGAGGGCUUGACCUGCUGCCUUCCCGUCGUCAUGCCAAUGUUCCCACCCCCUCAUCUCGGACACGAUUGAUUCCUUAACCGAUCAAAUAUGUCCAGAUCAUGAUUUUGUAAGAUAAAUGAUUUGGACAUAUGGAUUCAAGUUGAUUGAUAAUACCCUUUUUAUUUUUUUUUCUUUAGCUUUAUAUAUUAAUGAGCGAUUUCCUUGAAAAUGCUGCUCUUUUCCUUCUUUUUAAUUUUUUCUAGACAUUAUUUUUAUUUUUUUA
Musa acuminata AAA Group (dessert banana) is the source of this 716-nucleotide messenger RNA. RefSeq names its product histone H3.2-like. Bases 54 to 464 code for a protein of 136 amino acids. The record is from RefSeq and is a predicted model, not a curated record. Gene Ontology annotation, molecular function: protein heterodimerization activity; structural constituent of chromatin; DNA binding. The transcript has a single exon. NCBI's taxonomy places the organism in Eukaryota, Viridiplantae, Streptophyta, Magnoliopsida, Zingiberales, Musaceae. Gene Ontology annotation, cellular component: nucleosome; nucleus.